Molecule: messenger RNA, 3984 nt
Organism: Sordaria macrospora k-hell
Lineage: Eukaryota; Fungi; Ascomycota; Sordariomycetes; Sordariales; Sordariaceae
Source: RefSeq, a predicted model, not a curated record
AUGGCGCCCCAAACGAGAGCUCGAGAUCGUCUCCGCCAGACAGCAACGACAACAUCACGCGAAUACCACUCGUCACCUAUUCCGCAACAAGUCCACUUUCCAGCCCGAAGUAGAGUCGUCAAGACAUAUGGCAAAAAAAACCCUUCACGAACCGCUUUGCGACAGCAAACCUUGACACAGAUCGGCUUCCCCUUGAGCAUGCAACCAGAAACCGAUGGGUCCGAACUGCUGGAGGAUACGCUCGAAACCGAAACACCUGUUCCGACUAUGAACAAGAAGAAGAAUGGUCGAGAUCCCAAGCGAAGGAAGACAAUGGGCGACACUCCCAACCCGAGUUCAUCUUUCCACACACAGACGCUUACGCAGUUUCUGUCUGUUGGUAAGGAGGAGGACGAGGAUGAGGACGAUAAGGAUGACUUGUUGAUUAAGGAUUCCCAUGACGAGGAUGAUUAUGAUGACGACGACAACAACAACAACAACAACAACAACAACAACAACAACAACAACAACAACAACAACAAACAAGUCAAUCUGGACGACAUUUACGAUUUACCAAAGGACGAAUCACCGGAGCUUACAUCGGAAAAGAAGCCAGCGAUCAUGGUAAACAAACCAACAAGGAGUGUCAAGGGGAAGGUGAAGGCCAAGGCCAAGGCCAAAGGGGGGAAAGCGAAAGCUAAGGAAGAAGCACCGCCCAACAGUGCCGCAUCAGCAGUACCACAGACACCGAGUACCAAGAGGAUGACCAAGGUCAACAUAGACGAGGUCCCUUCUUCGCAACCCACACCGUUUACACCCAUGCUGGAUUUGGAUGUGAGAUACAGUCCUAUCGAAGAAUACAGGUCACCUCUGAAGAACAAGUCUACCAAUACCGGUACCGACACCGAAACCAUCUCCAUCUCCAAACUGCCCAGGAAUAUGGUAAUCCAGGACUCCUAUAGUAUAGGAGGCGGAAGCAGUCCCUUUUCCAUCCAUCAAUCGCCUGGGCCUUCGCCGCUCAAGAAGACUCCCAUGUCGAUCAGGAGUAAACCCAAGCGUCAGCCACUAGCCGAGCUACCUGUUCCUGAAGAGGACGAAUCGGGCAUGUCGGAAGGUGAGGAGCAAGCUACUCCAACAAAACCCAGAGCUGGUGGAUCGUCGGCAGUGAAGGCAAGCAGCAGCGGCGGGAAGAAACGUGCCUUUGUAGAGAUCCCGGAUUCAGAUGAUGACCUUGAGAGUUUUGGGUCGUCGUCACCUGUUAUGAGCAGGAUCAUGAUGAAGACACCCACGCACCAGAGAGUUACUGCGCCCCCGCCGCCGCCGGACUCGGCGAAGGAAAACCGGACUCCUAAAGAGAAGUCACAUGCAGGGGAAGAUGAAGCAGAGGUGAAUGCAGAUGAGGAGAUGGAGAUGGAGGAACCGGGUACACCGACACCCACUGCUAGGCGCAAUGAGCUGCGGUCCCGAGAGGUUCCGUCAUCCAGCGCUGAAGAUAUGGAUUAUGAGAGCGAUGAAUUUCAGCUUUCGCCGGUGCGAAGUAGUUUACGGCAAUCAAGCCGCGAGUUGGGGAAUUCUAGUCAGCGCGGUGCUGUCGAUGAGUCCACUGUGAAUACAAAAUCUCGCGGUGACACGUCUCACAUCACUCGCACACCAACUACGAAACGGAGGGUGCAGACCGAGCUGCCUUCCAGGAGUGACCAAGACAAUGCUUCCGCCGUCGCCGACGACGACGACGUCGAGGUGCUUAAAGAGACACCCCAUCGCAAACCCGCCAUUAACACCAAAAAGCCAUCCUUGUCCUCCGCCGCUGCCGCCGGUCGGCGUAAGGUUGUACAUAUUCAGCUACCACCCCCAAGCACCGCAAAGGCAGCAGCUGCGGAGAAGGAGCAAGAGCAACAAGCUGAAGAAGAAGACGAAGACGAAGAGAUCCUCAAAGAAACUCCCCACGCAAGACCACACGCUUUGCAAAAAUCUCCCCUCGCCAAAGACCACGAGUUCCGCCCACAUGUGUUACCGGCCGUCAGGGUGUGGUUCUAUGCUACGGAACCCGUGAACGAGGUCAGGUACAUGGCUACGCUUGGAGCACCCCAAAAGCCGGGAGAGAUUGAGGGCGGGAGCGGGAUGGGGAAUGAGGAGUUCAAUCGCGGGGAGAGUUACUAUGUCAUGCCUGUUGUUAGCAGCAGCGGAGCUAGCUUUGGUGGGAGUACUAGCAGUGGAAGUACAAUGAGAAGCACUAACAACAGUGCUGGCGAGCGGAAUAAGUUUGCGCACAAGUUGGUGCAGGUGUAUCAACUGAAUAACCCGGUCAAGAAGGAGGAGUUGGAGGAGCAUGGGUUUGGGAAGGGUCUGCCGACGAAGUACAGGCUUUUGCCGCCUGCCGCGGUAGGGGAUUUGCUGGCGAAUUUGAGGUGUGCGCUUUUUGAUGAGGAGGGUGAUGAGGAGAAUGGAGAGGAGGAUGAGGAGGAAGGCAAGCUUGAGGCUAUCGAGGAAGGAGACGAAGAGGAGGAUGAGGAUGAGGUGAUGGGCAAGACAGCAGAGAGUCAACCCGACCAAGGAGUAACUAUCUCCCAAGAGCUGGAGCAGCAGUUGCGAAGCGACAUCAUUCGCUCGACGCAGAUGAUGCUCUCUGAGUCUGAUGAUGCGAGACUGCCCGGCGAAGCAGGAGAAGCACUCUUGCGGCACGAGUCGACCAUAGCUUCCAGCCCGCAAAGACCUCCUAAACCUACACGGGAACGGGUGACUUCGAGUGGGAGUAAGAAAAAGAAGUCUAGAGAUAGUCAACCUCCGAGAAUGACGGUGACCAAGGUCACGAAGAAAAAACAAGUGCUGGUCACAACGAAGAAGUUUCAGUUUGCGGAACUGGAGAUGGAGGAUGAUGAAGAUGAGGAUUUGGAUGUGGACAGGGGAGGGAUGAAAACCCCUCCUGCUGCCUUGCCUCCUCGCUCACGACCGGCAGCUACUUCGGCUUCGACUUCGACUUCAGUUUCAGCUUCGACAUCAAAGCCCAACACCGCACGCAAAGCCAGCGGUAGCCGCAGUGCCAGUAGCCAAACGACCCAAACCCAAACCCAAAGUCAGACCGAAACACGACAAACCCGUCGCCAAAGCCAGCGGCUCACGGGUAGUCAGCAUCAGCACGAAACCCAAAGCCAACCGCAAGUCAACAAGACAACGACAGCAAAAGCUCUACAAGAAAAGGCAUCAAUGCCACCACCCCCUUCGCCUGCUAAACCCCGUGGCGGCAGUAGCAGCAAAAUCACCACCAGCGCUCUUGCAAAAUUCAACAAAGCAACCACCACUUCAACCACCCGCGCCUCAACCUCCCUCUUCGGUACAGCUUUCAGUGUCGGCGGCCACAACAACCCCAAUUACAACACCGCCCGCCCAUCGCAAGCGACAACAGCCAGCGGACCUUCGAGUCCAAUCAUUCCGACCCGACCAGACGAGGAGGAGGUGCAAGAGGCAUCUCUCCCGCAGCUGUCACAUACAGGUCAAGGUCAAGGUAGAGGCGUAGGCACGGGCACGGGCACGGGUAGGGGUAGGGGUAGGGGUAGGGGUCGUAGACCGCAGUCGCAGUUGCAGUUGCACCACUCUGAGUCACUGACAGCAUCCGCAUCCGCAUCCGAGUCCUCAGUCAUCAGACCGACGGUGCCCGAUGACGGUGAUGAUUCGUAUAUUUUGUUGUUGUCGAGUUCGUCGAUUGAUGUACCGGAGGAGGGUAGUUUCACGCCCACAGCAGCUACGAAUCGUGCAGGAAGAAGUCAAACUCAAACUCCCGGUAGUGGAAGAAGCAGAGGUUUGGGACGACUACCGUUGAGUAGUUCCCAAGCUAUCGCGUCACUGGCACCGGAUAGUUUAUUGGUGGAUGUUGAGGGGGUGAGGGCCCCGCCGGAGUUGGUUGUUUGGGAUAGUGAGGAUGAGGGUCGUGAGGAUGAGGAUGAGGAUCGGGGGAGGGAGAGGGAUGAUGAUGAGACGGCUAGUGAGGAUGAUGGGGAUUUGAACUGA